AUGAUACACGACAAUACUGAACAAUCACCUUGUAUAGUCACCGCAGCCUCCUUGCCAUAUAAACACGCUACAAUCAAAUUCGAUGACCUUCUCCUCUUCAACGAGACAAGUCACAGCGUAUAUCGCAAGAUGAAUUCCAGCAUCCCACUCUACUUUGGCAAGCCAAGCCCAGCCAUAGAUGCCGCAUGGGCUGAGCUCCUCCAAUACGAAUAUCCCGCCAUCACAUCAGAGGAAAUGGCCUUGAAUCCUUUUCUGUCCUAUAAUGCGGAUAAAGAUAAACAUCCUGUCACGGGCAGAUAUCACUUUGCGCUUGACGUCUUCCACAACUUGCACUGUCUUAACGCGGUCAGGAAAGAACUCGACAAGGACUACUAUGGUGCACAUGACCACGGCCAUGUUGGCCGACAGGCACAGUAUCAGCAGCACCAUAACCCAUUGGAUGCAGCUCAAAGAGAUCACAUUGACCAUUGCAUGAACCACAUCAGACAAAGCUUGCAAUGUCGGCCGGAUCUUAGCGCUGCGGCAAUGCAUGUAUUCGAAGACUUGGAAGGCUCCAAGUACUUCCUUGGUAAUGCUGAACAGCACACGUGUUAUGACUGGGAGAGCAUAAUGCGGUGGGCUGCUGGCAGAGAAUUCGAUCCAGGAUACACAACUCCUGUCGGUUGA
Messenger RNA from Aureobasidium namibiae CBS 147.97, 666 nucleotides. RefSeq lists its product as uncharacterized. The coding region runs from base 1 to 666 and encodes 221 amino acids. The record is from RefSeq and is a predicted model, not a curated record. Gene Ontology annotation, biological process: mycotoxin biosynthetic process. The transcript has a single exon. Lineage: Eukaryota; Fungi; Ascomycota; Dothideomycetes; Dothideales; Saccotheciaceae.